AUGUCGAGUGGUGAAUUCGGUAUGCCACAGGGAAUUCAUGUACAGCUGCACAGCUAUCUCCUGGUGCAUGGGCGUGAAGGUGAAGAUAUAGUGCGGGGAACCCACAGCGGACAUUCGGAGGUCUCGACUACAGGGGCUGAACACCAUAAUGAACGUCGAGGACUUUGGUCAUUCCUCUGGUCAGCCACUAAGGUUUUCAUCAACCCGAUGUCUUGGACAUCUGGUAUUCAACUCGGCGACCUGGCGUGUCAAGCCCUUGGGUGGUGGACUUCUGCACCGUCGUGGGUGUCGUGGACCUGUAAUUCGUUUGGGAUCAUCUCGACCAUGUUCUCUGUUUGGGAUGGACGUGCCGACCUUGCCACUGCAUGGAACGAUUGGAAGAACGAAGGGUCUUAUCAGGGCAACUUGGAAAGCCUGCAGCUAUUGCCCUUCUACCGUGAAUAUGGUGACGUCGUCAACAAUGUUGGUCGAUCACUACCCGUCCUAGAACGUGGCUAUGAAUCUGGAUACUACGAUUGGUCCGUUCUCCACCCUCACCUGGCAAACAAGACAGUCAGGAACGCAAUCUCUGGGGAUGCAAGCAUCUUGCAUGAUGUCGGUCGGGACUAUGCAAUCAUCACCAUGGCCCACGUGCUCAACAGUACCGAUUCAAACCCUAUCAUGGUGCAGCGCUCCAUGAACGGGACUCUACUGGGUGCACCUGUAUCUAUGUUUUUUGUGAAUGGCACCGGGAGUUCGGCAGGUCUCGGUUCUCUCCAUAACUUUGGUACAACUAAGAAGCCACACAAGCGCGAGGAUGAUGGAAACUGUGAUGGAUUUGGCAAUGACAGUGGUAACAUCUAUACCGACAACACGGUGGUGUGUGGAGGAGAUGGUACAAGCACAGAAGAUGGUAUUACAGGCGUGUACUACGGGAUGGAUUUCUACGGUACAGAGGCUCAAUGGAAGGAGUACGACGCCGACGUCGGAGGUCAAUACCCGGACAGCAACGGUGCUUGGCAUCUCGCCAGUGAGCUUUCUAGCGACACGCAGAAUAGCCAGUGGUGGCGCAGCUGCCUGUGCGAUCAGGAGAGUGGGAAAUAUUCUUGGACUGGGGCACUUCAGUACACCUGGAAUGGGAAAUUCAAUGGUUACAGCGACUGCUAUGCUGGUACUUGCGGAGGAGCCACUUAG
Penicillium pulvis is the source of this 1173-nucleotide messenger RNA. RefSeq lists its product as uncharacterized. The record is from RefSeq and is a predicted model, not a curated record. The transcript has a single exon. NCBI's taxonomy places the organism in Eukaryota, Fungi, Ascomycota, Eurotiomycetes, Eurotiales, Aspergillaceae. The coding region runs from base 1 to 1173 and encodes 390 amino acids.